Molecule: messenger RNA, 8554 nt
Organism: Caenorhabditis auriculariae
Lineage: Eukaryota; Metazoa; Nematoda; Chromadorea; Rhabditida; Rhabditidae
Source: the annotation of a GenBank genome assembly
AUGAUCGUCUGGAUUCUGGUCGCGGGGCUCCUUUCAGGAGACGUCACGGCUUCGGAAGUCGGCUAUGAGCUCGUUGAGGUCGGUUUUUGGGUUUUGGAAAGGUUCCCUAGAAGACAAAGUAAAAGUUGAGAAAAAAGAAGAUGAUUUUUUGAAAUUUUACGAAUUUCAGUACAUUUUCCCAUGUUCAGAAGUGUGCUAUGAGCUUUUUGAAGUGGGUUUUUUUUAUUUUUAUGUUUUUUGAAAAAGCUUCUAUAGAGCUAAUUAUGGAAAUCAAGAAAAAAGGACGAUUUUUUUUGGAAUUUUGAAAGAAUUGACCUUAUCUGGGUGAUUGGAUUUUUUGAAUCUGUUCUGUUUUAAUUUUCAGAGUUUUUUUAUUUUUAUUUUUUUGAGAUAUUUUCUGAUUUUCAAUCCAUUUCAUACCUUCUCAGGCUUUUCUGCUCUUUUCAAACCUUAAUUUCCAGGAAAAAGCCGAUUUCCGACAAUUUUGCGAACGCUAUGUUGAGUGUGCAGCGGUGGCACUGCUCGAAGAACGAUUAUGUCUAGGUUGAAGAAAUCUCCAUUUUUCAAACCUCUGAAAUGUUAAGGUAACUCGAGGAUGAGACCUUUUUGGCUGCCCGCCAAGAGGGAUCCAAAUAAUUGCCAUGAGAAGCUGAAGAAUGACUAUAUUGCGGUGAGGAAUUUGAGAAGAAAUUUGGAAGAAAGGGAAAAAUUACAGCUCGAGAGGCUGGAAGAAGAGUCGGAUUCGCAGAUGAGCGCCUGUCUUCUGGAGAAUUUCGUCCCGUUGGACGGAGACAAGGUUUGAAGAAGUGGGCACUUGAGGGGUUUGAUUGAGGAGCUUCUUAAUGACUUUUCAAAAUGCCCUUUUUGAAUACACGGUAAAGUAGGAAUGGUGGCCGCUAGAGGCUCAAAAAAGGCCGCAGAAAGGCUGCAGAACAGCAGCAAAAAGGGUCCCAUUAUCGAGCCUUCCAUAUUUUCUGGGAUUUUAAAGGCUCAAGAAAUGGUGUUAACAGAAAGAGGGAGCAAAAAUGGUGCAUAAAGACCGUAAAAAUUGCGCAAAAAGACAGCAAAAAAAUUUCUAUGGAGCCUUUUUCCACCUUUUUCCGACCUUUUCUAUGUAUGUAGAUUAAAAAGCGAUUUUUCGUCAUCAAAUCCUGAAUCUCGAUUCCUUUUUCUUUCCCACAAAUCAGGUCGAAUUCUGUAAUAAAAACCCGAAUUUCAAAAAUUCUAGGUCAUGGAAAAAAUCAUUUCAACAGAAAAAUAUUAACGCCAUCAUUUUUGUCAUCUCAUCCGAAUCCUUAUCGACGUCGAACUCGAUGAAUCAGAAUUGAAGAAUGUGAGAAACCGAGACAGUUAGCUAGGCGAGAAGGCGGAAAAAAGGGAAAUGCCAGGUAAAUAGGUCAAAAUGACGGCGUCCAGGGGAAAAAAGGCGCUUAUCUUGUGUUCAUUCAGUGUUGGUAGGUCAGUGUGCUUUGGGGGAAAUGGGUCGGAAAUUUGAGUAAAAAAGGGUAGAAAAAUGGUAGGGUUUUUUAAUGGGAUUUUAAAGGAGCAUAGACCUAUUUUUAAAACGGGUCUCCAGACGAAAAGUUGUUUUUAGUCGGAAACUUGAGUAAAAGACUAGAAAAAUGGUAGGGUUUGUUUCAAAAUGAACUUUUUAAAGGAUCAUAUAAUUGUUUUUAAAACGGGUCUCCAGAGGAAGAGCCGUUUUUAACUAUAUAAUGGUCAUGAGAGGCUUCUGUGCUUUCAAAAAACCUUGAUAAUGAUUUUUUGAAUGGAUGAAGAUGGACUGAAUUUAAUUUCGAAGAUUUUUUGUUAAAAUUUUGGGUGAUGGCUGAUAUUUUGAAGAAAGGGAGCUCUAUCGCCAAAUUUUGUAAUUUUUCUAUUUUUUUAAAAUUUUAUGAGUAACAUUACUAGCUGAGACUAAAACAUUCCAGAUAUGAAAUUUUCAAUUUUUCACCUGCAGACCUUCUUCGAGUCUCGUUUUGAGCUAACAACCUUUUUUUAUCUUCAAAAGCCCGAGUUUUCAGCAGGAAUCGUGCACAUGGCAGGUGCUGGAAAAAGCGCCACGAUUCACGGUGAAACGUCGCUCCAUCGCACACGUCCCGACAAAUUGCUUCGCCGGCGUUCAGAAGCGUGUCGAGAGAGAGUGUGGGCCGUUGGCGGCCUGCUGCAGCUCUUUGGCCAAGUCAAUUUUUCAGAAAAAAACUUUUAAUCAAUCAAUAAAAUAAGUUCCGAAGUUAACACGUUUUUAGGAUUGGUCCCUGAAGGCGUUAUGGAAAACAGAACAACCCAUGUAGAAGUGAAAUUUAAGCGAUCCCUAUAGGGUUUCAGGGUCUUACUCAUAAGGUCCUGAAGCUCAAGUGACCCCUUUAGGUACUUCAAAUUUCCUCAUAUAGCUCAUGGCAAUGAUAGAUUAGCAUUUCCCGUACAGAGGCAUCCAACUAAAAUUCCUAGGCCAUUUUUGCCAGCUUCAGCGGUCCCUAUAGGGGUUAGUGAAGUGGUCACUAGAGGGGACUCUCCAAAGGCUUUUAAGGUUGUCCUUAUAGGGACCACUCUGGAGUUCCUUUAUUAGGAAGUUAAUAAUCGCUAUUUUCACAAUUUUCUUCAAAUGUAUUCCUAGCUUUUAGAGGUGAAAAAUUUUUUUAUCUAAAAAAAUUAUAUCGACUUUUUCUUUUCUUUGAAAUUCAACCUUCAAAAACACUAUAAAAUCCCGAUUCGAAGUCGAUGACUCUCGUUGGAAAAACCAGCAAAAGGGAAAAAAGAACGAUUCGAUUUGAUUUGCAGAUGUACGUCGUUGAAUUCCGAAUCGAAUGUGCAGAAAAUCGCCAAAACGACGAGGGAGAACAUGCGAAAAAGGGCCGCCGACUGCGAGGUUUUUUGAAAAAAAUGUUGGAAAACGGAAAAAAUUGAUUCGAACUUUGUGUGAACUUGAGGAAAAUGCAGUUAUCGGGGGAUAAGAAAACAAGAAAAUCGAACCUUUAAAACGAAAAAUAUUGGAAAUUUAGAAAAUUUAGAAAUCUACUUCUGAAGAAGAGACUGUUCCUGUACAUAAAUUUAUCGACUUUUUCAAGUUUUGAAACCAUUUUUUUUUUACAAAGGCCGUCGUCUCACAAAAAUUCGACCUUUUUGUGAGUUUUAGGCCAAAAAUGAAGUUAUCAGAGGAUAAAGGAUCAUUAUUAUUAAUUAAAGGAAGAAAAAUUGCGCUCUAAACCAAUAUUUUCUAAAAAUUUAGGAAGCUUCUUCUGAAAAAAAGACUGUUUCUGUACAUAAAAUUUUUGAUUUUUCAGCGUUUUAAAGGUAUUUUACAAGUUUCGAAACGAUUUUUAUAAACACAAAUAAAAAAAAUGCCACAAUUUCUAUCGUUAAUCAUUUAGAAAGGCCUCAACGUCGUCCCGCUCCAACUGGAGCACCUCGGUUUUUCCUCCGAUGAAAAAAUCGACGAUUCAUUGGCCCCGUUCAAAAAUCUCAACGUUCGCUUCCAUCACAACCCUUCCAAGUCAGAUCCUCAAAAAACUAGUCCGACUGGUUUGAACUUGGGAGUCUUCCAUAGGGAAUGAAAGUUUAGGUUUGGUAAAUGUAAGGUUUUCGACGGGAAAAGAAGACGUCGAGGGCAAGGCGUCACGUCUUCUGAUUCGCAAAGGCGACGUCUCCGAAGAGGAGAAGACGCCGAGUUUGGAUUUUCCUGAAGGCGGAGAUGCCAGAAUUGUAGGUUUUGGAUGAGUUUUUGUCCAACCUGUCUGCGUCUCUGUUCCCUUAUCGAUGAUCGAUGAGAGAACAGAGAGCCCAGAGAAGUUAGACUGUCACAAUUUGGGGCGAAUUAGGUAAAGUACUGAUCGAAACAAUAGUUUUUUUUAUCUGAACUGUCUGCGUCUCUGUUCCCUCAUCGAUGAGAGAACGAAGGGUCCAGAGAAGUAGGACUGUCCCAUUUUUGGCGAAUUAGGUAUAGUACUGGUCACAAGAAACGCUUAGAAGUGGACUAAUUUUGAAAAAAAGCUUUUCGUGUUGGUAUUUUUGAGUUUCCUGUCGCACGUGCUCCUUAAAAACCCUUGAAGCAGCUUUUUCAUCAGUUUAUGUGUUUACUCUUUCAUUCCAAAAGCAAGCGCAAAGAAAAAUUAUUGGCUCGUAAAGUUUAAUGUUCCCAGGAAAGUUUACCAUAAUUAAGCGCAUAUUCGAUUUUUUGACGUGUUUUAUAUUACUUUGUAUUUCAUUCGAUCGCUUUAGAAGCGCUAGAAGUUUAAGAGAACCUGAGUAUUUCUGGAAUAAAGCGAAUUUUUCAACCCUUUCUGUGAUAAUUUUGAUCUUUUUGAAUAGAAAGUUGGUUUUUUUUUAUAAUUUUUCUAUUCUAGGGCUUCUCAUUUCUGUGUCUUUCCAAUAAAAGUUUGCUGAAUUUUAAGAAGUCACCGAAAGAGAAGAUUGGCGAGCACACGGUCUCCUUCACAAACGCCCUCAAAAAAACCAACGAUUACAAGGAAAAGCUCCGGAAAUGGGAUCGAAGCAAGCAAAUCAACCAGGAGCUCGAUUCGCUUCUCGACGCUGCUCAGGUAAAAAGAAAAUCCUGCUUCGAACUGGAAAAUCUGAUUUUUCCUUCAGAUCUCCACAGUUCUGAGUGGUUUCGUGCCGAUGGGUACCGUAACCCCAUCUUCGUCUCAAGAAACAACGCAUUUGGUUCUCUCCAACCCGGUGAUCAUGUUCCCGAAAGAGAAGAAGGAGAAAAAGAGCCAGCAAUGCGAAGUUUCGAAAUCCGAGAAAUUGUCGAAGAUCCUGGCUCUACUCGGAGAAAAGGCCAAUUCCAGCGAUAUGCGACAGGUUUUUUAAGGCUUUUGGGAAGUAUAUUAUUGAAUUCUAGAUUCGAACCUUACUUGUCGAAUGGGAAUCGGAGCAAAAGAGAAGGUCUCUGACGGAAAAGCAGCAAAAAUAUGUUCAUGAGGUUUGGAAGAUCCAUGCGACGCGGUCGCGAAGCGUUUAUGAAGGAAAAAAUUGGCGCCAAUUUGAAAAAUCGAACAGUUUUCCAGUGUUGGACAGAAAAAAAUAUGAAUAUUUGGAAAGCUCUCCUCGACCGCUCCGCAGCCGCAACGCGCCCCAUUUUGACGCGAAAAUGAAAAUUUUUGAGACGAAGGGAUGCAUUAGAAAGCCCCAGCAGCCCCUUUUUUAACGCUAAACUAAUGAACAUCGGUGAGAAGAGACUGUUGGGAAUGUAGAGAGCUUAGAGAAAAUGAGAGAUUUUUUUUUUGAACCGCGACGCGUUCCUUCUCUGGCCCUAAAGUUGAAAAUUUGAAUUUUUCCGGGUUCCUUUUCUCGUUCAGAAGAGAGACAACGUGAGGCUUAGAGAGUGUUAGAAAAACCUCAUCGACCGCUCUGCAGCCGCAACGCGACCCCUUUUUUGGCGCCAAAAUGAACAAUUCAAAUUUAUCACUGCGUAUGAUUUUCUCAGGAAAAGAACAUAGAGGAGACCGCAUCGCAGCCGCAACGCGUCCUUUGUUUGCCGCCAAAAUAAACUAUCUUAUUGAGACGAAGAAUUAGAGAACUCAGUUUCUCAACCGCUUCGCAACCGCAACGCGUCUAAUUGUGGCAAAUUUAAAAGGAAAAUUUUUUGUAUUCAGGUUGAAAAUGCGAUGGAAGAGCUGCUGAGAAAGUUUGACAAUAUCGAGGCGUUGAGGAAAAAUGCGACCUUAGGUUUGUGAUUUUUCAUACCUUGCUUCAAUGAAAUUAAACUGACAAAAUAAAUAAUAAUGACUUUCAGACGAUUGCCAGACGCUGACUGACGAUAACGGGGACACCAUCGUUGUACAACGUCUGUACCUUUGCGGAUGAAACCCAUCAGAAAUGAGUUCAGAAGGCGUGCCGACCAUCGUCCUCGGCAACGUCGACGACGUUCUCAAGGACUCGAAAAGCGUCGAGAUGAAGUCGUUCAUCAGCGACGACUACAAGAAGGAGAUCGAGGCCUACCGCAAGGAGCACCAAAUUUGGGGCAACCCUGCUAAUGUUCGUGCAAAUAAGAUUUUGAAAGUUCCAAGGCUAUCAAAUACUUGUAUAGCCGAUUAACGGCUAAGUUGAGACUUCAAAGGCGUGUCUGCUCUCUCCGCCAGUCAAGCGAUCUCUCUUUUCUUAUCGUGUCAGGACCCUUUUUUUGAUGGCUAUUGAAAAAGUCAAAAAUCGUUCAAAAAACGGAAGCUCAGAUAGUUUUCAAGUUUGACGAUUAACUUCUCGUUCUCUAAGUUCACUUUGAUUAAUUUUUGAAAAAGUUCUCUAGUUAGAAUUUUCAACGUUUUAAUUUUUCAGACAACUAUUCGAAACGAGACAACCUGCGACAUGUACAUGAGGUGCCGGAAUCAGGUAUUCCUUGUCAAAUUUUCUCGGAGCAAAACUGAAUUUAGAUGAAUUUGGCCGUAGACAGUUGUGCGUGGCGAUUCGCUUCCGACAAAUUACUGGCCACGAUGGCGGAAAGUGCUGAAAGUCUUCUAUAUAAGGUCUUCAAUGAUCAUUGAAUCCUCAAAAUAAGGGUCUUAAAGCGAAGCUUACAGUAUCCUCACUCGUCUGUCUAAAAUUGUCCAAGCCUGGUUUUUGAAGAAUAAUAGUUUUAGGACGACGCCAUGUGUGCCGAAAAUGACGAAGAAGCCUACGUUCGUUUGUACGAGGGGAUAAUUUCGAGGAAUCGCAAGCUUCGCUUGUGUUUGGACAAGAGAAACGAGAAAUUCGUGGGUUACUUAUUUCUUGGAUUAAAACCUUAAGACGUUUUCAAAAUAAUCGACUCAACAUAAAGCUGACUCACGGCUGGCUUGAGCCAUCGAGAAAAGGGUCCUGCCACGAAAAGAGACGAGACAGUGCCUUGGUUGGUGGAGAGUGCAGACAGGCCACGCCUUUUUGCGUCUCAAGCUAGCCGUGAGUCGUCUAUAUGAUAACUGUUCCACUUUCCUGAUCUGUAGCUCGUAAAAUGAAUUGAAGAAUAAAUUGGACUUUUGAGAGUCUUGAAGUAUAGUCUGUGUGCCACGACUUGAAAUUUCACGGAACGACAUUCCGCUGUUCCGCUGCGUGCGUUCGCGAAGCGUCUUUCCAAUCUAGGUCACGCUUUCAAUUAAUUAUUGUUGCAUGGGAGCAUAUGAAAGUAGAGUACCUCGAUUAAAAAAAAAAAUUAAAAGCGUGACCAAGGUUCGCAAAGGCGCGCAGCGGCACAGCGGAAUGUCGUUCGGGGAAAAUCCAAGUCGUGGCACACAGGCUAUAUUACUCCUUUAUCAUAAAUUCCUUCAAAUUUCGUUCAGUUUGAACAGUCCGUCUGCAUGGCCUACAGCAAAAAGGAGCAAGUGAGCUACGACGAGGCGAUGGUUCGGCUUCUGUUCGCGGAAUACAAACGUUCGUCGGACUGCUUCGACGACGCCAACCUCAUCCAGACCAAGUGCAUGAAGCUCCGCGAGUGCUGCCCUAACUUCGACAAGUUUGAAAAGAUCUAAUUCUCGAGAAGAGUUGCCGAGAUGAAAGCGAGGUCUCUGGCGGUACAUUUGCAACAUCGCGAAAGUGCUGCUUUUUCUUGGCGCGAUAUCGCAAACUGGGCAUUUUUAAUAUUUUUUGAAUGCGUUAGGAUAGCGAGAGGAAUGCAAGUCCAGCGCAAAAAACGGUGCGUCCGCGAGGUUAUCGCUAUACCGCAAGCGAUAUCGCUUUUCUCCCGCGCUGGACUAUUUUAGUGGAUAUGGACUUUUCUUUUUCUCCAGAUGCCGCGAAGAAACGAUGGACUCGGGCCAGGAGAUGGACAUCAUCAGCACGACGGCCCACAUAAACGAGCGGAAGCACGAAUGCAUCAAAAGCCGCGCCAAAGACGCCUUCAAAGUCGGUUGGCUUCCAAAAAAAAAAAAGAGAACAAAGCCUUUUUAAGCCUUUCUGCCCGGUUUUUUCAAGGGUCUUCUUGAGUUUCUCCAAGGGUUGCGAAAGAUUCUUCAAAGCACCUUUUUUCACUUUUUUGAAUGAUGAUAGUUUCAUUUGCUUUUUAGUUCUUCUUUCAAUUUUCUUCAAAGUUUCUUUGUUCGAAAGCAAAUCCAAGAAACAGCCCGAGAAAAGCCUUUUGAAGGUAUUUUUCCAAAAAAGUUCUUUUUUAGGCUCCUAAUACACUGUGUUCAAUGAUAGAACCCCCAUCCUAAAAAAAUCCGAAGAUUCAAUAUCCUAGCCCUUUCUUUACUAGAACGCCAUCAAAAAAAUGAAUUUUUGACCGUUAAAUUAAGAUAGGAUCACCUGGGAAUUUCAACCUUAUUUCUUCACUAGCGGAUUUACCAUUUUUAUAUCAUUCGGGCAUUAGUUUCCAACCUUUAGCUCUUCGCCUCCCAGUUCGAAAAAUUUUGAUUUUCGGCGUUCAGAAUGAGAUCUUUCUUGACUUUUUUCUUUUCAGGAGUUUGAGAGAUUCGUGUUGAUAUAGCGUUAAAAAGAAUAUGAAAAAUGAUGUUUUCAGCAAGUGAUCCGGGAACUGCUGACAAAAGGCGCCAAGGAGACUUUGGAAAGACUGAAAGGCGGCCGCUUGGGAGUCGAAAUCUCGCGAGGCGCCCGGGUCGUCCGCAUGAUCCAACACCGAGAAUAA